This is a messenger RNA of Paramecium primaurelia, 1092 nucleotides long. The record is from the annotation of a GenBank genome assembly. Lineage: Eukaryota; Ciliophora; Oligohymenophorea; Peniculida; Parameciidae.
AUGUCCAAAAUGUUUCAUACAAUGGCUGAUCUCUCUGAUCUAGAUGCCAUUACUAAAUCCAAUAAAGAUCGUCUUCGUUUACUUAAUAUUCUUCCUAAAGAAUAAAAGACAGAAAUUGAAGUUUAAACUGAAAAAAUUGUUUAAAUACUUCCAAAAGAAGAUUCACUCACUUUACUUAAUCUAAGCAUAAAUAAGUACAUUCAAGAAGUAGAUCAAUAUAAUAAAUAAUAUUAACAAAAUUUAGAAGAAUUAAUUAAUAAAAUUAAAGCCACAGUCAAAAGAGUAUUAAAUUAAGAAGCAUAUGUUUAUGGAUCCUUUGCAACUGAACUCUCUUUACCAAAUAGUGAUAUUGAUAUUGUGAUCAUGACUGCAUAAACUAUGUAUAUUGUUGAUCAAAUGAAAAAAUUGGAAAUUGAAUUUUCAAAAACUAAAUUUAUUGAAGAAACUAAAUGUAUUCUAUUUACUGCAAUUCCUGUCCUUAAAUUAAAGUCUAUUAGCUAUUAUUUUAAUAAAAGAAUUGAUAUAUCUUUUUAAGAACCAAGACAUAAUGGUAUUUAAUGUGUUUCAUUAAUCAAAUCAUAUCUCAACUAUUUGCCAGAAUUGAGACCUUUAACAAUGGUAUUAAAAUAAUUUCUAUCUUAAUCAUCUCUCUUAGAUCCAUAUCAAGGUGGUUUAAGUAGUUAUGGUUUGAAUUUAAUGAUUAUUUCCUUUUUGUAAUCAAGAACUGGUUAAUAAUUAUCCUUAGCUUAAUGUUUAAUUGAAUUUUUAUAUUUAUAUGGAUGUGAAAUGGAUUAUAUUGCAAAGACCAUAUAUGUAUUCCUACCUGAUUAAUAAAUUUCAGCUUAUCCCAUUUAUUUUAAUCCAUAAAAUGCAAUUAAUCAAAUUCCAACUCUAUUAAUAUAAGAUCCUUUAAAUGAAAAACAUAAUGUUGGAAGACCUACCUAUAAUAUUUAAGCAAUCAAAUUCAUUUUUGCUGUUGGAUUUAUGAAGGCUUUAAAUUAUUAAUCAGAUUAAAUUGAUGAUUUUUUAUCAUGUGGAAAAGAUGUUCAAUUAAAAUUAGAGUCUCAUAUACAUAAUUUCUAUUAACAAUGA